Argentina anserina (silverweed cinquefoil) is the source of this 2057-nucleotide messenger RNA. RefSeq lists its product as uncharacterized. The transcript has a single exon. Bases 29 to 1684 code for a protein of 551 amino acids. Lineage: Eukaryota; Viridiplantae; Streptophyta; Magnoliopsida; Rosales; Rosaceae. The record is from RefSeq and is a predicted model, not a curated record.
ACACCACCACUGAAGACCCACCACCACCAUGCCUCGCCGAUCAUCUUCCCCACUCCUCUCUCCGCCGGUCCUCAUCAUCCUCCUCCCCACCGUUAUCUUAAUCUUCCUCAUCUACGCCAUCCCUCCACUUCUCUCCCUCACUUCCCACAUCCUCCAGCCCACCGUCUCCGUCAAGAAAAGCUGGGACUCUCUCAACGUCUUCCUCGUCAUCUUCGCUAUCCUCUGCGGCGUUUUCGCUAAAAAACACGACGACGCCGUCGAGGGAUUGCCUGAUGUCGACAACCCUCACGUCCAUAAUCAUAAUGCUUCCAACCGUCUACUUGGUUCUCCCAUCAACAGACCUACCUCAUCUCCACGAUCAGAUUCAUCAGUUCUUCUUACUCCGCAGCAGCAAUGGUUUGGAUACCCGGAUAGAACUCCGAAGAUGUAUGACACUACUCCGGUUAGGACGCCGGAUAACGUCGGUGGUGGCGGUUUGAGGAGAAGAAGCUCGUACCCGGAUCUGAGACAAGUUGACUCUCUAUGGCAAACACUAGGCGAUGUUCAAACUAAGUCUCAGUUUCGUUUCUUUGAUGACUUCGAAAUCAGCAACUACGGAACUCACCGACAGCACAGUCACAGAGAGACAAGCUCCGACGAUGUCAAGGAGAUUCCGGUCGAUACUUUCGUACUUAAAUCUUCUCCAACGCCGGUUAAGUUGCCGACUCCGCCGCCACCUCCGCCUCCUCUGCCCCGUCGUCAGAAGCAAGGAACGUAUGAGACAGUUGGUCGACGUAAAAAGAAGGAGAUGAAAGUAGUCGAGGAAGUACGUUCCACCCCGCCACCGACACCUCCUCCUCCACCGCCGCCGAGACCGGUAGCUCCGCCGUCUCCAAUGCGGGUUAGAUCGGACCAAAAACACGGAAGGCUUGAACGGAGAAAGAGUAACGUAAAGAGGGAGAUAGCGAUGGUUUGGAACUCAGUUCUGUCCAAUCAGAGAAAGAGAAAAAGGAAGCAGAAGGCUACGAGGAACAUUGACGAUACUGUUGCUCCGGAAUCUCCGCCGGAACAGUCGCAACUAGUUCCGCCGCCGCCACCUCCACCGCCGCCUUCCUCGGUGUUUCAUAAUUUAUUCAAGAAAGGUAGCAAAACUAAACAGGUACAUUCUGUCUCAGCAGCACCACCGCCGGCAGUUUCAGUACGAACACAUCAAGCCCGGAGAAGCACUAUGCCGCCACCGGCACCGGCACCGCCACGACAACCGCCGGCUGCACACUCUCUGCGCCGGCCGCCAUUGCCGACAAAACCAAGCACGUCCUACGAGGACAAUGUGAUGAACAGCGGCUGCCAGAGUCCGCUGAUUCCGAUUUCGCCGCCGCCUCCACCGUUCAAGAUGCCGGAGCUGAGGUUCUUCGUGAAGGGAGACUUUGUUAAGAUACAAAGCGCCCAGAGCUCCCGGAGUGGGUCACCUGAACCACCGGAGGAGGUAGUAGAUGAUCAUGCAUUGCCAGCUGGCAAGGAAGAGUCAACGUCCUCAUCGACGGUCAACUUAACCGACGGUGGAGAAGGAGCUGGUAAAGCGUCGCCGUCAGUGUUCUUCCUCAGCCCUGAUGUUAACACGAAAGCUGACAACUUCAUUGCCAGGCUUAGAGAUGAGUGGAGGCUCGAGAAGAUGAACUCUCUCAGGGAAAAGAAAAUGAAAUGAUCAAAAACUACCACGACUAAUUUUUACCUUUUUUUUUACAGUGUUGCAUACACAGAUAUUUACUGUCAAUGUAACACAUUACCUACAGUAUGGUACAGACUACAGAGUCUGUAAAUGAAGAACUGAAGAAGAUAUUGGAAGGCAUGCAUGCAAACUAGGGCUCUGAUUGUGUUUUUUUUUAGUUCAUCUUUUGGAGCACGGUUUGGAUUCUUGGUUUGAUGAUAUGAUGUGGGUAACGAGUGUGUAUAAUCUACUGCGGGCGGUGGGUUUCCGGUUGUGAUCUUAUUUUUUUCCUCACGUCUCGGAGCCAAUUGUUGAAAAUAUAUAGUUAAUUUGGGUUUUAAACUCGGAAUUGUUUUGACUUUUAAGUGAU